This is a messenger RNA of Saccostrea echinata, 1329 nucleotides long. RefSeq names its product transmembrane protein 183-like. The coding region runs from base 5 to 1081 and encodes 358 amino acids. NCBI's taxonomy places the organism in Eukaryota, Metazoa, Mollusca, Bivalvia, Ostreida, Ostreidae. The transcript is spliced from 5 exons. Gene Ontology annotation, biological process: regulation of protein stability. The record is from RefSeq and is a predicted model, not a curated record. Gene Ontology annotation, cellular component: SCF ubiquitin ligase complex.
CAAUAUGAGAAAAAAGUUAAGAAAUAAAUGUAGAAAAGGUAAAGAGAGGAUUAACCCUAAUAACAUAGGCACGGAAGAAGGGAUACAGAAUGAUGUGACAAUUGGUGAUUUUGCUGACUCAUCUAAAGUGCCAAAACAAGGGACAACUAGAGUGAAGAAGGCUAUUUUGUCUAUAUCAACUAAUAUUAAACAUCAAAGAAAAGACAUGGAUGUUGAUGAUGUUAGCUGGUUUGAUAAAGAUUUAGAUGAGUUUGACAUAGAUGCUGAAGAAUCAGGUGAAUGCUCAGAGAUAAAACCUGUAAGAACUCUGAAGAAAAGCAGAAAGAAGGAUGACAGUAUAGGGAGACGAGUGUACCCAGUAGAUAUGUGGUUUACACUAGCAGCAUAUAUUGAUCCAGAAGCUGUGGGCAAAUUUGCAGCUAUCUGUCGUGAUUCUUACCUUGUGACAAGGACGAGGCAAUUCUGGAGAAAUCUUUAUACCAGGUUUUGUAUAGAUAAUACAGAUCUCCCUGAUCAACUUCAGUCAGAAUGCCUAGAGCGAGCCCAGGGACUGAGAUACAGAGUCAUCAGGUCAUUAUUUUGGACCUAUCCCCUCUUUGUGUCAAGGACUACUACAAACUUGCCAUUUGAAAAUGAACCAUAUCAUUUGAAAGGAAACAGAUGUUUAUACACUUGGUUUGAACCUUUCAAAAAUGUCUGGAAUUUCUCAUUUAAGUUUAAAAAAGAACGACUCUCACAUCUUAACAAAUUGACAACUCUGAACAAAUCUCUACCAGGCAGGGUGAACUUGUAUGAUGGCUAUUGUGAUGUGUAUGGUCAUGAAGAAAUCGAUUGUUAUGUAUUACAAGUGACAUGCCAAAAUUUCCAGCGUGUAUCGUCUGUGAUGGGACUUGUCUUGUGUAAUGUUUAUCUCAAAGUGAGUCAGGAGAACCGUUUCUACUGUCUACGCCUUCAUUUUGAUUCAUCAAUGAAAGAGUCAACCAAUCAGAACAGAGACAUAGUUGGCGAUACUGUGAUUUUAUUGGACCGUGUGCUCAAUUUAAAGGUCUUCCCUUGGUGGCAUUCUAAAUAUCCCUUUUAGAAAGCUUUCAAUGAUUACGCAGCUUCUCAAUUUAAGUCAUGUUUAAAGUAAAUGAUGGUGAUUUUAAAGAUUUUAAUGAACAUUUAAACAAAAGAUAUAUAGCAUCUGACUUGUCUAAUACCAUUUUAAAAUUAAAGGUGUUAGUGUUGCCUCCAUUAUUUGAGAUGUUCCUAUACACAUAUCGGUAAUUGUAAUGGAAAUUAUCUUAACAGAGAUUGGAAAUAAAUCUAUCUCAGGAUACUGAGUUA